Molecule: messenger RNA, 912 nt
Organism: Mesorhabditis belari
Lineage: Eukaryota; Metazoa; Nematoda; Chromadorea; Rhabditida; Rhabditidae
Source: the annotation of a GenBank genome assembly
AUGCUGGUCAAAGUUUGCCUUGGUGGUGCGGGGAUUUCCCUCCUCGUCCUCUUCAUCACCGCCAUUUCCACAUUCAAUUUGAUGCAAGAAAUUGACGAGCUCUUCGAGACGGGUGUUGCCGAUUUUAGAGAGGCUCAGCAAGCCCAUCGUGAUUCAUGGCUGUCACUACAAAGCCUUCAGAACGACCCAAUACAAUCGUCCACAAAGGAAAUCCCUUCAGUUUUCAGCAUUCGCGAGAAGCGUCGAGCCAAGAAGAAGAGAUUCCACGAUCAAUGCAACUGUGGAGCCAGAUCGAGGAAUUGCCCUCGAGGCCCACCAGGACCACCUGGCCAGUUGGGAGAGCUUGGUGAACUCGGUCUGUCCGGUCAAGCCGGUCUUCCAGGAGCUGCUGGAGUGAAUGGGUUAUUGAAUGAGAACAAAGGUGGCUGUAUUCAAUGUCCAGCCGGUCCACGAGGAUUCCCCGGACCACCUGGAAUGCCAGGAAUGCCUGGACCUGAAGGACCACCAGGAGAAGACGGAACGAAUGGAAGAGACGGAAAAGAGGGAACCCUUGGACCAAAUGGAGACGAAGGAGCACCAGGAAAUCCGGGCUUUCCUGGCCGAGUCGGUCCACCUGGACAAGAUGGUGCGAAACCGAUUGGACUACCAGGGCCACCAGGAAAUCGUGGAAAAGCUGGAGAACAAGGAAAACCAGGACUCAAGGGAUAUGAUGGAGCUGCAGGAAGGCCUGGUGAACGCGGAGAGAUUGGCGAGGUUGGACUACCCGGUGAUCGGGGAAAUGAUGGGCCACAUGGACAGCCUGGUGCACCUGGUCCGAAUGGUGUCAGCGGAGCCUAUUGCAAGUGUGAAGAUGGAACGUCAGGCUACUCUCGCGGAGGAAGUGGUGCCUACAAGCGCGAGCAGUUUGGUCGA